CCCUCAAUGAGUCAUUCAUCUACAUGCAGUGCUGCGAGCGAUAAUUACCGUAGUUAAUUCGUUGCCGUUGAACUUUGUUCACAGAAAUAGAAUAAUAUUCGUGUUAUAGAUUGUGUAGCUAGUUCAAUUAUUGUCGAGUUCCAUUUUUUAGCAUACAUAUUAUUUAUUCAUUUUGCUUCUGUUUCGCAGUAUUCUUCAAAAUGUCUCUGUAUCCAUCAUUCGAUCAGUUGAAAAUCAGCGAUGACCAUAUUCUUCAAAAACCCAUCGAACCAGUAGUUUCAAAGACUCAAUCAACGGAAACAGCAGUAGCCCCUUUCAGCAAACAGAAUGGAUCUUUAUAUCCUGUACUGUCGGAAUACAUGGGUUUGGACAUCUCCGAUACUUUGCCCAAAGACUCCAAUGCGCUUGUCAAGCCUUCUAUGAACCUGAAAACUAUUGAAGUAGCUGCGGUACCGGGCCAGGUUACUCAUGGCUUACGUCGGCUCACAUUGUGCAAAGAUGCUAAAGGUCGUGUUGGCUUACUCGUAUCGGCCAUCAACAACGGUAUCUUCGUAUGCUUUGUAUUGAAAGAUUCUCCAGCUGCAAUGGGUGGCUUACGCUUUGGAGAUCAAAUUUUACAAAUCAACGAUACAUUAUUGGCCGGCUAUACUGCCGAUAAAGUACACAGUUUGAUCAAGAAAUGCUCGGUGAAUAAUAUCAAUUUUAUCGUUAGAGACAGGCCCUUCGAGCGUACAGUUACAAUGCAAAAGGAUAGCUUUGGACGUCUGGGAUUCGAGUAUAAAAAAGGCAAAAUCACCGCAUUGGUGAAAGAUUCAUCCGCCGCUAGAAAUGGACUGGUUACUGAUCAUAAUCUUUUGGAAAUUCAAGGGCAAAACGUAAUUGGCAUGACUGAUAAAGAAAUGUCCAAAAUAAUAGAAACAGGCGGACAAGUUGUCACUGUUACAAUUAUUCCAUCGAACGUUUACGAUCAAAUGAUGAAAAAAAUGCGAGAAGACUAUGUAAAAGCGAAAAUGGACCAUUCGGCUCAUGCCUAAGGAUAGUUAUUGAUCAUGACCCGGUGUAUCAAGCCAUCGAAUAUAGACUAGCUUGACUUAAUACGUUCCCACUUACGUUUAUACUUUCCCAUUUUUCAACUCAUAUCGUUAUAUUUUUUUAUUACUUAUUUCUGUUGUGAAAUUGUGCUUCUUUAGUGUAUAAGUUUACUAUUGAUUACUUAUUCGUUUUAUUCUUCCAAAAAUACUGAAUUUCCAUUUUUACUCGAGGAGAAUUAGUUUGGAGUUUCAAAAUGCUAUGUAUAUCUUGUCAAUUUUUUUCUCAAUUUAUUAUCUUUUAAGUUUUAGUUCCAAUGAUAUUAUUUUGUUCGCCUAUUCAAUAGGUAGGAAACUCGAAACAUUGCCAUAAUUUUAGGCGAUAUUUUAAAAAUAAUUAUUAUAUUUUUAUUACCGAUAUUUAGAAUAGUGCUUUCAUAUAUUUUUGUAUUGAUUUUUUUUCUCAUUUUUUUGUUUUGUUUUUUUUUCAAUUUUUGGUGAGCUAUUCGUUUGAAUUUUCUACUUUCAUUUUAGUAAUUAUUUUUUACCUUUAUAUUUUCCUUUUUUUUUUUUUUUAUAAUAAUACAUUA
This is a messenger RNA of Planococcus citri (citrus mealybug), 1618 nucleotides long. RefSeq names its product syntenin-1-like. Lineage: Eukaryota; Metazoa; Arthropoda; Insecta; Hemiptera; Pseudococcidae. The transcript is spliced from 6 exons. The record is from RefSeq and is a predicted model, not a curated record. Bases 201 to 1034 code for a protein of 277 amino acids. Gene Ontology annotation, molecular function: protein binding. Gene Ontology annotation, cellular component: cytoplasm; plasma membrane.